Physcomitrium patens is the source of this 8014-nucleotide messenger RNA. Lineage: Eukaryota; Viridiplantae; Streptophyta; Bryopsida; Funariales; Funariaceae. The record is from RefSeq and is a predicted model, not a curated record.
GGAGGAGGGAGAGAGAGAAGGCGCGGGCGAGAUAGUGGAAGAGGGGCUGCUGCAUUGUGUGGAGUGGUGCUGUGCUGCUGUUGCUGCUGAGCCUCCGUCUCGCACAGCACGCAACCAAACAAUGGGGAUGGACCCUUGCGCUUGAAGAAGCGCUUUGGCGGCGGCGGUGGUGGCGUUGCUGCUGCUGUUAUUCUGUCUGUCUGCUUAUCUGUUUAUCUUUUCUCUCCCGCUUCUUUCUUUCUUCCGCGCUUGUUGCCUUUGCAGGUGGUCUGAUUCGACUUUUGUGCUUCUUUGCGAGGGGUGGUUGCUGGGAUGGAGCUCUGAGUGAGUCCAGGGUUUCGCGGGAGUAGUGCAAGAAACUGUGAGGAGACAGGGGUUGAGGGUGUGGCUAGGGCCGAGUUAUCUUCGAUUUGAGAAAAAUCGAACUGCUUGGGAGGAUUGUUCAUUCGGGGAGGCAGCAGCGGGUUAGGGGUUGAGAGGGCAGAGUAGGGCUCGUGAGUGAUGAGAGCAAUUUCUUCUUAGAAGUGUGCUGCUGUUUGCUAGAGAUGUCGUAGUUGCGCUCUUCGAGACGAUGUGAAAACUGCGAUGCUCUGUUCUCGUGUCGCGGCCUUUGGAAUGCGUUGCAGCUCGGCGUCGUCGUUGCGGGACGUGCGUGGAUUGCUUCCGUGUGUGCGUGGUUGUGUCUUGAGCUUCGGGGUUGAGCGGAAUCAAGGCGAUUUGGAGUGUCAUGGUUGGUUCUAUUGGUCUGUGUGCUUCGCCUCUUCAUUUCGGCUUCGCCUUUGAGUACCGGACUCGUUUUGUGGUUGUCAGCCGCCACCUCUGGGGUUUGGAGCAGUACUUCCUCAAAGCUUUAGGGUACGGGAUGAGGGUAGUUGAUGAUCCUCUUGGUGCGCCUCCCGCCUUGCUCCUCUCGUAGUCUGUCUUUGAUGCGGCUGCCUCUUUUCUGUGAUUUCUCACCCGCUUCGUUCCCUUCCGCGGCUCGUCCCUCAGAAUUGCGGCGAUACUGGUCCUGAUACCUCUGUUGACGAGCUGCAGUUUCACAGCGCUGGUUUGCUCAUUCAUUCAUCUCGCUUCGGGUGUAAACGGACAUACCUGUGUUAUCGUAUUCUUGUUGUGCUGGCUGCCAGUCGUGGUUCAAUCUCCUUUCGCUGUUUCGAAGCUGAAGUGGUAAGCGGGAGCAGGAGCAGAGAAGAUAGCAGGCGGCUUGGUCCUGCGUAGUCCUCAUGGAGCGCGGCCGUGAGGGUCGGCGUGGAGCCAUCCAUGCCCACGCUCCCAGACGACCGCGCACAGGUUUCAAAGAUGCUGCAGUUGGCGAUGAUGGCGAUGAUGUGAUGGAUGAUGGGCACAAUCCUCGGUCACGAGAAAGAGUGAAGAAAGAUAGUAGUGGGGUGGCUUUGAGUCAUGCAGUGGCCACUAGCAUUGUAGGACCUAGUAGUAGAAACAAAAGGAAGCGACAUGAGUCUCAAGAGAAACAGAUACAGGUUCGUAGCAGUCCGGCCGACGAGGUGGAGGAGACGACGGAAGAUACAGAAAUGAGAGUGUCAGAAGACGAUGACGACCAUCCGCCUCCUAUAAUUCCCCGGCGGUCAGGAAAACCGCGGCCUCAGUCGAAGUUUGCCGAGGAUGGAAAUUCGGUGGAUCUUCCGACCGUGCCAAGGAAAGCACGCACAGCGAUGGGCAAGCGCUUGCACGAGGCAUUAACGCCACUAGUGGAGGAGUCACCUGGUCAUCAAGCAGGUGUGGCGUCACACCUGCAAGCCCCGUCGAGCACACCGUUGUCGUCAUUGAAGCCGGGGAAACGGACGAAGCCGGGUGGAUCCAAACAGCGGAAUCACAAGUUGCCCAAGGUUUCAGCACCAUCUCUGGUGUCCGAGCAAGAGGUGGAAGUCGCCGAAGCUCUGUUCGACCUGGCAAGAAUGUUCACACAACCUCCUCCACCAGUUGCGGAACCCAAGGCCGAACCGAAAGUGGUUGUAGAUGUGACGAAAUCUGAUAAUAAACAGGAGGCAAAAGUAUCGGUAGCUUCUGGAUGCAGUGUGGCAGCGCAAGUCACGAACGGAGGUGUGGUUGUUCAGUCCGCUUUGACCGCUGCUCCUACAUCUGGUGCAAAUGUUGGUGGGAUCGUGAUGAGUUCUUCGUCAGGUGCAGCUUCAGCAGCUUCACCCAUCCCUUCUCCCCCUUCAGCCGCGGCUCCAGUUACAGAGGUUCUUGCGAAAAGAAAGCGUCCUCGUGUGAGAACUCGGACAGAAGAAAGUGGCGCCACUCAGUCAAGGGCAGGCUCAAAUGCUAUUAGUGUUCUGUCAAAUUCUGUCGAAGCCGGUGCUGCUCAAGUGAAGGAUGUGGAUCAAAUUAUGAGCCGGGCACCAACUGUAGAGAGAAGUGCCUUGAAAGUGGAGAGUAGUGCUACAGUGACACCGGCCGUGUGCGCAAGCGCUACUAACGUGGGAAUUACGGGGAUCAGCACACGCAAUAUGGCAGUCGCGUCUUGCGGCACGACUGCCACCGUCUCCACGGAGGCGGCAGCCCAAGGUGGUGCAGUGGGUGGUUCAGUUCCUCGAGCGGACAAGAAUGGUGUGGAGAAGAAGGUUGUGCAAUUGGAGAAGACAGCGGCUCCUAGUUGUGGUGAAGUGGAUGUGGUAGACCCGAAUCCUCUGGAGAAGAGAGGAGGAGUAGGUUCUCCAGUUCGGAAGAAGAAGGAUGUGAAGACCGAGUCUGAAGUCUCUGGAGCAUGCGUGGAAACAGUGGCGGCUUCGACGCCGAUCAAGAACGUCGCUGUGGAGGCAGUGUCGGUGAAGAUGGAGUCUAACAAGAGGUGUUCUCCGCCGGCAGUAGUUAAUACCGAUGCUGAUUGCGUACAGAAGCGAGAAAUUGACCUGAUGGUGGCUCCAAGCAAACUGGAAGGUGCGUUGGGUAGGGAGAAGGACGGCGAAAUCGGGGAUGGAGAUUUAGGUGUUCGGGAUACGGUAGAGUCACCUGCGGUUGAUAUGGUGGUUGUAGCGAGUGUGGGGGAUGGGCAACGAGAGAGUGAAGAGGUACAUCGUGUUGAGAUGGAGAAGACAACUUCCAACUCAAAGGAGGAGAGAGAAAAGGAAAUGAUACAGGAUUUGGAACGCGAACGUUGUGAAAGGGAGCGGCACCGGGAAGUCGGCAGUCAGAGAGAGUUGGCCGAGGAGAUGGCGAAAGAGCGAGAUAAGGAGAAGGAAAGGGAGAGGGCGGAAGCAAGCAAGAUGAUUGUGCAAAGGUCGAGCAAGAGCACGAAGGGUGAAAACGGAAGGGUUCAGAAGGCUGAACGAGCAGCCUUUCCGGGGUCUGCACCACCCGAUGCCUCAAUUUCAGCAGUUGUGAGCGGGAACAUGGCGCCUCUGCCGAAGUCCAUGGGAAUGCUGCACUGGCCCUCAGGAAUGCCUGGGUACUUUCCCACUGCAGCGGCGCCAGCUGCCGAUGACGGCACUCCUACCGUGCAGUUGCCGUACAUCAUGCCUCAGCGGGCAUCAUGGAAGCGAUGUGCUCUACACGUAUACAUUGCACACUUCAUUGACAUGCAGCAGCAAUUGAAUCGGCACCAAACUUUCAUCGCAGCUUCUAACCAGGGGUACCCAAAGUCGUACAACUUGAACGUGCCUUUUGCUCCUUCGGAUGGUGUAUUUGGUGGCGCAGCAGGUAAUAUCAUGGCGGGCGCUGUUGGUGGAGCCCUCGUGAGUGGCUCCACUGGAGCCAGUGCGAAUCUAGAGGCGACGGAGCGUGGACUGAAUGCUGCGGCAAUUGCUGCAGCCGCAGCCGCGAGCAUGCAGGGAGUUAAGGAACGAGCAUACAACAUGGACUUCCUGAGUCGUAAAUCUCCGGAGCAGCAGCAACACAGUGGGCAACAAGCACGUGCAGUGUCUUUGCAGACUGGUUCGACGUUUGCAUUUCCUGUGACACAGAGCGCAAGCCCGUCUGGCGCGAGUGGUGAGGGAGCUCCAGCAACAGCAGGACUAGCGGGAGCUGCGAAUUUGAACGGAGCUGCCGGAGGAGUGUUAGGUGGGGCGAGCUUAGUGCCUGGGAGCAGGUCUCCUGUGAUACUUGGGCCUGGUUCGGUCGGGGGGUUGGCAUCUGCGGGUAGCAACGGUGGUUUGCCGUCGGCAGCUGUGCAAGCUCAGUACAUGCAGGCUAUAAUGCAACAGCCUCAGGGAUUUCCGUUUGGACAGUUUCCGCCUCAUUUUGGGCAUGGGACAUUUAAUGGGUCCGCAUCACACAUGGGUGCUCAACAGGCAGCUGCGCAGUUUUUCGCGGCGGGUGCUCCGUUCUUCACCCAUCACAUGAUUUUGCACUCUCAGCAGCAAGCAGGACAACCGAUUGGAAGUGGAAGUGGCGCUGGCGCCUCAAAUCUCAUUGGCAAGCAGCAGCAGCAGCAGGGUCAAGGGGGUCGAGGCUUUCCAAGUGCAGGAUCUGGUGCGCACGGUCCUCCAAUUCAGUCCCCAUCGCAUUCGCAGCUGCAAGGUGGAAUGCACGGGGCUUCAAGGGUUGGAGAGAGGGAAGGUUUGACGGUUGGCGAGAGUGGAUUGUCAGGUGAAAGCCGGUUAUCGAUGCCCCGUGGGUCGGCGUUGUACGGACAGACAGUUCCAAGCGUGUCAGUAGCAUCGGCAAGUCCGAAUUUGGGAACGGAAGUAGGAGGGAUGGCUGGGCACGGUGCAAUGGACUAUAACCUAAUGGUGGGGUUGGGGAAAGCGUCAAAGUCUCGUGAGAAGCAGGUACAGCAGGGAGGUGCAAUACUAGGUCAGCAGGGGAGUGGUUCUCAGGGUGGUAGCCCUGCGCUGCAGCAGCACGGGCUUCAGCAUCAUGGUGGAGCAGUGGGGCAGGGAGGUGGAGUAGUAGGUGGAAACGGAAUGGAAGGUGGCAUGAGUGGGGGUUUUGGAAUGAGUAUGGCGGCGGCAAUGAACAGAGGGGCGUCAGUGGGUCCGGGACCUCUGGGUUUGGCUUCGGUGGCUGCAGUGAUGGCACCACAAGGGCACGCGAUGAUACAGAACGUGGGGGAGAGUGGGAGUGGACAUCAGCAAAUGAGUGGAAGCAUGCUGCAGCAACAGCAGCAGCAGCAUCUUUUGCAAAUGCAACAUGUGCAGCAGUCACAGCAACUGCAGCAGCAGCAGUCCGUUCAAGUGGCACAAGCGCAGCAGCAGCAGCGUGGUGCGCAGAAUGGGAGAGGUGCAUCUGGAAUGGGUGAGGAUAGCUUUGGUGGGAGUGAUGGAAGCUUCUCGAGCAGUGGGGGUCGAUGUCGAGAACGGGAGGUCGCCGAUGAUAGGAAGUUGCACGGCAAGAGGGCCUCUGGAGCAGGGCCUACUAUGUCCCGAGAUUCAGAAGGCGGUGGUGGGACGCAGUCGUCUGCAAUUGGAAGCGGAGGUUUGGCUUCCUCUCGCAAUCAAGGUGGGACGACCUUGAACCUUAUGGCUCCCACAAAUGCUGGCAUGGCUUCCAGACCGAGCCAGCAGUCAGGUCCGUCGGGUGUGGCAGCUACCAUGCAACAUCAAGCCGCUAUGGGAGCGUCGAAGAAUAGUGGUGCAAGGUCUAAGGGUACUGCAGGGUCAAAUCCGGCAGUCUCAGCUGCCUUGCACUCGCCAACGCAGGUCUCUUUUACAGACCGUCUUGCUGUGAUAGGAGAGUCUGUUGGAGAGAAAGCGGUUCCUUCGCAAGCUUCGAAUCUAGGGGGUCAAAGCAUACCGACAAGCCAAGGUGGGAGACCAGCUCAGGCUGGGCAGCAUUCACAGAUGAAAACAGGCCAGAGUUCAAGACCUACAGCUCUGUCAGGUGCGACACCGGCUCCAACAGCUUCAGGGGCGAACUUUCAAGCAGUGUUGGCUGCUGCAAUGGCGAAGAAUACGCAGGGUCAGCCGGCACAGCGGGCGUUGCCAGUUGCUACGGCUGGAAAUGCGAAUACAAAUGUGAAUGCAGGGUCGAGUCCGAGGAUGAGAACAGCGAUGAUGGGUUCUCCAGCGUCAUCGGGGGCGAUUUCGCCAGGCUCGAUUGGUCCACCGUCAAAGAGUUCAGGGUUGAACCUAGCGAAGAGCAGCCCCUCUCAGAAGUCAGGGUUCCCUGUAUCUCAGAAGGUGGGUGCUGGUGUUGGGAAGCGAGAUUCGUCCCCCUCGUCGGUUGGUCCUGUUCCAUCAAUAUUGGGUCCAAGUCAUUUUGCCCAGAACGUGUCUAAUAAAGGCUCCCAGCAACCACAAGUACAGAUUCAAGUGCAGGGGCAAGGUCAAGGUCAAGGUCCGCAACAGCUUGUUGGAAGCCAAUCCCAAGGCGCGGCUCAAACACAGGGACCUCCGCCACAGAUGCAGCAGCAGCAGCAGCAGAUGAUGCGGCAACAGCAGCACCAGAUGCUCCAGCAACAAAUGUUUCAGCAUCAGCAACAUCAUCAGCAACAACACUUGCAACAGCCACAACCGGUGUCUCAUGUACAGGGUUCCCAAGGUGUACCCCAGCAUUUGCAAGUCUCCCAACAGCAGCCCAGUUCAGGUUCUCAGGUGCAGCAGGUCUCUUCCCAACAACAGAUACUGCAGCUCCAACAUGCAUCGCUGCACUCACAGCAGCAGUUCGCUGUUCCCGCUGGGAACGGUAACUUGGCAUUGAGCUCCGGGCUUACAUUGGGCGCAGGGAGCAACAUCAGUGCAGGUGGCGGGGGUCGGAGCAGCAUGAAUUCAGAUAAAGGUGGAGGUCCUUCGAAUGGGAGGUUAGUUCAGGCUGCGAAGCAAGCAGGAGGUGGGGGUAUUUCUACGAUGAAUUCAGGGGUUCAGCGUGGUAGUGGCGGUCCUGGUGGAGCUCCGGGAUUUCUGGAGCAGUACGGAAGUAGCGUUGUGGUGUCGUUAGGUCAACAGCAAUUGGGCAGCCCUCGCAAUAGCACACCUUCUGGUUAUACACAUGGUAACCCGAACUCCGGUGCAGUUGGAAGAGCAGGUGAUGGCAAGAAUCUGACUGAUGGGGGACACGAACAUGUGAAUGGCAUGCGGCUAUCGCAAGGUGUAGUUCAAGCAAGGGCUGCGUCUACGAUAGCACCCUCUACUGGGACGCAAGGUUCGUCUCAGCGACCCCAGAGUAGUGGGGGAGGUGCGAGUAAAUCGGGGGCUGGUCAGUUGAACAGCUGUGAGGAUGUUGGACAGUCCCGGACGAAUGUGAUGACUUUGAGCUUGAACAGCGCCCCUCAGAGUGGCGGCGUUACAUUGAAUGGGCAGAGAAAUAACAGCAACUCGAAUGUACAGAAUGGAGUAGACGGUAGGCCCGCAUUUAAUAGUGGGCCGUUGCAGCAAAGUCCUGGUUGCCAGAUCCAAGUUCUCGCUACUUCAUCGCUAUCCACAACGGGUGGUGCUGUGAGUGCUAGUGCUCCGGUACCAGUGCUGGGUACUCAGCUUCCCGGUGCUGCAGUAAGUAUGUGAAUGGUGUAAGAUUUUCCUGCAGAGGUGGCAGUGCAAAGUGCUGCAGCGGGAGUCCGUGGUGCAGGUAGUUACUGAUGAGGUAGUACAUGAGAAUAUUACAAAGUUUUUACGACCAUUUGGUGCUGGGCUGUUGGACAGCGCUUGGGAGCACCCUGUAGACAUGGAGAGCUUGGCUAUUGGGAUUGCAGUGACGACGUCGAUGGGGCUAUGGUCGGCACUGCAUUCAUGGAAUUGUGCUGGCCCUUGGUGUGGAUGAAGUGGCUGCAUAAAUUGACUUAGUUAUGGUGAGGUCAUUAAUACGUUUGGGCAAGGUGGCGAACGUUGUUGCAAGGCGUUGGAGUGAUCCAGAGAGAAGAGAACCACCAAAUGGAGUUGUGCAGAUUGAGACGGUAGUGAAGUUUCACGUACAUAGUAGGAUAGUUGUGACCAUUUUGUAGAAGAGGGAAGACAUUUGACAAUGUGAAAGGAUGUACAAUGAAAGUGUGUUACAUCAUUGUCCUGCAAUAGGCUGUAAUUGCUUGUUGUAGGCAUAUUUACUGAAAUGUAGCGGACAAGAUCGGCAACCCUGGACAGUUCAUCGGGGUAUCAUUUCUGAACAGUGGAUCUUCUCGUUG